Anas platyrhynchos (mallard) is the source of this 6858-nucleotide messenger RNA. It is a transcript of the gene CROCC, whose product is annotated as ciliary rootlet coiled-coil, rootletin. The record is from RefSeq and is a predicted model, not a curated record. Gene Ontology annotation, biological process: centrosome cycle. Gene Ontology annotation, cellular component: centriole; centrosome. NCBI's taxonomy places the organism in Eukaryota, Metazoa, Chordata, Aves, Anseriformes, Anatidae.
GCCUGGGAGGGGAAGGCGAGGAUUUCGGGCUAAUCCUGGCCAUGCAUCCGCUUUCCGCUUGCGGAGCGGAAGCAAAGCCCCAAAAAACCAGGCUGGGAUGGGGGCACGGGGCUGCUGAGAGCAGAGGAAAGGGGGGGAGCCCAUGAGCACGCCGAAGUCGGAGGCUGCGAUCGAGCGGCCGUCCCCGGGGCCAUGUCCUCGCUGCUGUCCCUCCAGGAGGAGAACCGCAUCCUGCAGCAGGAGCUGUCGCGCCUCGAGGACCUGCUGGCUCAGAGCCGCGCCGAGCGCGAUGAGCUGGCCAUCAAGUACAACGCCAUCAGCGAGCGGCUGGAGCAGUCCCUGCGGCUGGAAGCGGGCGAGCGGGACGUGGCGGAGAGCCGGAGCCUGGCGCAGCACAACAUCGAGCUGCGGCGGCUGCUGGACGAGGAGCAGGCUGCCUACAAGCGCAAGCUGCAGGCGUACCAGGAGGGCCAGCAGCGGCAGGCCCAGCUGGUGCAGAAGCUGCAGGCCAAGGUGCUGCAGUACAAGAAGAAAUGCGGCGAGGUGGAGCAGCAGCUGCUGGAGAAGGCGACGGAGCUGGAGCAGGAGAGGCUGACGGGGCUGAUGUCCCCGCAGAGCCAGCUGGACAUCAGCAGCUCGCAGCUGGAGGAGGAGAGCAGCAACGAGCUGGAGAACGCGUUGAUCCGGCUGGAGGAGGAGCAGCAGAGGAGCAGCAGCCUGGUGCAGGUGAACUCGAUGCUGCGGGAGCAGCUGGAACAAGCCAACGUGGCCAACGCGGCGCUGAGCGAGGACAUCCGCAAGCUGACGGCCGACUGGACGCGGGCGCGGGAUGAGCUGGAGCAGCGCGAGGCCGAGUGGAGGCGCGAGGAGGAGUCCUUCAACGCCUACUUCAGCAACGAGCACGGCCGCCUGCUGACCCUCUGGAGGCAGGCGGUGGCUUUCCGCCGGCACUUCGGCCAGCUGCGAGCCGCCACCGAGAGGGACCUGGCGGAGCUGAGCCAGGAGGUGUCCCGUGCCGGCCGUGCCGCCCACGCCGCCUGCGUGCAGCUGGGAGCCCACCUGCGGCUGGCCGAGGGCCGGGCAGGGGCCGUGCGGGAGCAGCAGGCGCAGCAGCUGGCGCAGCUGGAGGAGCAGCUGGCGGCCAGGGCGCGCGACGCCGAGCUGGAGAAAACCGCGCUCGGGGACAGGCUGGCAGAGCUGACGGCGGCCCUGGAGCGGCUGCGGGAGGAAGGUGGGGAGAAGGAGCGGGCGGUGGCGGCGCUGACGCUGCAGCUGCAGAAGAUGGAGGCCUCUCGUGCUCAGGAGCCAUCAGCAGAAGAGGUGCAGGCGCUGCGCGCGGAGGUGGAGCUGCUCCACCAGACGCUGCAGGACAUCACCCAGGCGGUGCUGGCCGAUGACCCCGGGUCCCCGACGGAGGCUCCGAGGCUCCCCUGCCGCAGCCUCUCGCCUGCUGCAGCUGCGGCCACGUUGGGGGCUGUGCACGGAGCCCUGCGGCGCCGGCACUUCCAGCUGCAGGAGGCCCGGGAGGUGUCGGGGAGCCUGCGGCGGGAGCUGGGGGACAGCGAGAGCCGGCGGGCGGCCCUGGAGCAGCGGCUGGAGCAGCUCAGCGCCGAGGCUGGGGGCUGCCGGCGGGCGCAGGACGAGGCCGUGCGCGAGGCCGCCCGCCUGCGCGCCGACAUCGAGCUCCUGCGCAGCGAGCGGGGCCGCGUGGAGCAGGCGCUGGCGGCGGAGCAGGCGCGGGCGGGGGUCCUGCAGCGCAGCGAGGCCGAGCUGCAGCGCCGCGGCCGGGGGCUGGAGGAGCAGCGGGACGAGGCCGCCCGUGCCGCCGAGGCUGCGCGCCAGCAGCUGGAGCACAGCCAGCAGCAGCUGGAGCAGCUGGAGGGGCAGCGGGCGGCGGCGCAGCAGGAGCUGCUGCAGGCGCGGGAGGCGCUGAGCCGGGCGCAGCUGGAGGCCGAGGUGGCGCGGGGCGAGCGGGCGGCGCUGGACGAGGCGCUGGCACAGGCUCAGGGCAGCAGCGCGGAGCUGGAGGCAGCGCUGCAGGAGGCGCGGGCGGAGGCAGCCCAGCUGCGGGAAGCCCUGGCACGGGGCAGCGAGCUGUCGGCCAGCCUGGCCCGGGAUAAACGAGAGCUGAGCCGGACCCUGGCGGGGCUGGAGGAAGAGCGGGAGGCGGCCGGGGAGGCGACGCGGGCGCUGGAGGGGCUGCGGGCACGGCUGGGGCAGCUGGAGCGAGGCCGGAGGGACGUGGAGGCCGAGAGGCUGGGCCUGGAGCGGGCGCGCAGGGCGGCGGAGAGGGGCUGCGAGGGGCUGCGGGCAGAGCUGCGGGCACUGCGCGGGCAGCAGCAGCAGCUGCGGGAGCGGCUGGGGCAGGCGCUGGAGGAGCAGAGCGCGGCGGGGGAGGCGCUGGCACAGGCCCGGGGCGAGCAGGAGCGGCUGAGCACGGCGCUGGAGCGCGCCACGCAGGAGCGCGAGGGGCUGGCCAAGGAGGCGGCCAGCGUGGCCGUGCAGCUCGCCGCCGCCCAGCGCGACGCCCGCGCCUGCAGCCAGGAGGCGGACGGCCUCAGGGCGGAGAAGGCGGCGCUGGAGACCGGCCUCUUCGAGGCACAGGAGGAGCUCGGGCAGCUCCGCGCACGCGGCCAGCAGCUGGAGGCUGAGGGACGGGCACUGCGCGUGGCCAAGGAGGGGCUGCAGGAGGAGCUGGGCACCGUGCGGCAGCGGCUGGCAGUGGCGGAGCAGGAGGCGGUGAACCUGCGCGGGACCCAGGUGGCACGCGAGGACGAGCUCGAGCGGCUUCGGGGAGAGAAGCGGGAGCUGGAUGCGGAGCGGGGCCGCUUGGUGCGGGAGCAGGAGGAGCUGGCGGCCGAGCUGGCGGCGGCGCGGACGCAGCACGACGAGGGGCUGCUGCGUGCCGAGAGCGAGAAGCAGCAGGCGCUGGCGCUGCAGGAGGAGGAGAAGGCGGCGCUGGCGGGGACGCUGGCGGGGCUGCAGCAGAGCCUGGCCGAGGCCACGGCCGAGCUGGAGCGGCAGCGGCACGAGGCCACCGGGCGCCACGAGCAGCAGCAGAGCCUGGCUGCGGAGCUGCACACCCUGCGGGCACAGGCGGAGGCCGCGGCGGAGGCCCAUGAGCGGGAGGCCAAAGCUCUCCGCGAGCAGGUGGUGGCGGUGGCCAAGCAGCGCGACGGCGCCCUGCGGGAGGCGGAGGAGGUGCGGGCGCAGCUGCAGCUGGUGGCGGAGGCGCGGGCAGCAGGGCAGCAGGCGCUGCUGGAGGCGCAGCGGGCGGCACAGGAGAGCCGCGAGGGCCGCGAGGCGCAGCGCAGGCAGGCGCAGGAGGCGCGCAGGGCGCUGGGCGACGAGGCCAGGGAGAAGGAAGCCCUGAGGCGCUCCAACGAGGAGCUGCGGGCGGCCCUGCGGCGCACCGAGGGCGAGCGCAUCAGCCUGAAGCGGGCCAGCGAGGAGAAGGAGCAGCGGCUGGCGCUGCUGGCGGGCGGGCAGGCGGCGGCGGCCAGGGAGACGGAGAGGCUGCGGGGGGCCCUGCGGCAGCUGGAGCACGACCGCCUCGAGGCGCGCCGCGAGCUGCAGGAGCUGCGCCGGCAGGUGAAGGCGCUGGACAGUGAGAACAGCAAGAAGAGCAGGGAGCUGGAGGAGCUGCAGGCACGCGUGGCCCUGGAGGAGCAGCGGGAAGAGGAGAGCCGCCGGGAAGCCUUCGGCCUCAGGAGGAAGGUGGUGGAGAGCGAGGCUGGCAUGGAGGCCACCAGGAAGGAGCUCCAGCACCUGCAGCAGAGGCUGUCGGAGGCGGAGGGCGAGUUCCAGCAGCGGGAGAAGGAUCUGUCCCGCAGCCUGGAGGAGGCUCGCGGCCACGAGAAGAAGCUGCUGGCCGAUGCCCGCAACCUGCAGCUGAAGAUGGAGGCGGCGCGGAGCGAAGCGGCCGAGCUGAGCCUGCGCCUGAGCGCGGCUGAGGGCCGGGCGCAGGGGCUUGAGGCUGAGCUGGCCCGCGGCGAGGAGCAGCGCCGGGCUGCCGAGACGCGCCUGGGCAGCCUCCAGUCCGCCCUGCGCCGCACCAUGGGCAUCGGCCGGGCCCGUGCUGCUUCCCUGGGCAAGGGCGGUGCCACGGAGGGGACGGGGACCCCUGGCUCGUCCCCGGACCCCGAUGCGGCCACCGAGCCCGAGGUGGUGCGGGCAGCGCUGCGGGAUUUCCUGCGUGAGCUGCAGGACGCCCAGCGGGAGCGGGAGGAGCUGCGGGUGCAGGUCUGCAGCCUGGGACAGCGGCUGGCAGAGGCGGAGGCGGAGCGGGACGGAGCCGGUGCCCGGGCACUGCAGCUGCAGAAGCUGGUGGCUGAGAGUGAGGAAGGGCGGCGGGGCGCCGACGGCAAGCUGGGCAGCGCGCAGGCUGCUCUGCUGCUGCAGGAGGAGACGCUGCGGCGGGGCGAGCGCGAGCGCCGGGCGCUGCUCGAGAAGGUGUCGGCGCUGGAGCGCAGCUUGCACGCCGCCGAGGGCGAGCGCCGCUCCGCCCAGGAGAAGAUGAGCAUGGUGAAAGCCAGCGAGGCCAAGCUGGAGGAGGACAAGCGGCGGCUCAAGGAGGGGCUGGAGGCUGCGGAGAGCCGCGGAGCCCGGCUGGAGCAGCAGCGGCAGGCGCUGGAGGACGAGCUGCAGCGGGCACGGCUGGCUCUGGGCGAGCAGCAGGCGGAGGCACGGGUGCUGCAGGACCGUGCUGAGCUGCUCCAGAGGCAGCUCGGGGAGAGCGAGCAGCGCGCCAGCACCUUGCAGCUCUCGGUGGAGCGUCUGAGCACGGUGCUGGUGGCCGAGGCUGAGAGCAGCUCGAAGGACCGUGCCCAGGGCUCGCCGCUGACCGACGGCAGCUCGGCCCCGCAGCGCCUGCAGCAGCUCCAAAGCGCCCUGACCGCCGGCGAGCUCGACCGGCGGAUGCUGCAGGAGAUGCUGGAUGCAGCCCGGCGGGCGCUUUCGGAGGCUCGGGAGGAGAAGAGCGCGCUGCGGGAGCAGCUGCGGGUGCUGCGGGGAGAGCGGGCGGCGCUGGAGCUGCGCAAGGAGGAGCUGGAGGCGCAGGUCCGGCGGCUGCAGGAGAUGCUGUUGCAGCAGGAGGAGAAGGAGGCGGCGGCGCUGCGGGGGCUGCGGGCGGAGAAGCGGGGGCUGCAGGAGCGUGUGGGCAGCCUGCAGAGCUCCCUGAGCCAGCUGGAGGCCGAGCGGCGCGAGGCUGAGCGCUCCUCCCUGCGCCUCGAGAAGGACAACAGUGCCCUGAAGAAGACCCUGGAGAAGCUGGCGCGGGAGAAGCUGAAGACGCAGGAGGACUCGCUGCGGCUGGCGGUGCAGAAGGGCCGCCUGCACCGCUCGCUGGGCACGGCCGAGCAGGAGCUGGCGGAGGCGCAGAAGCACAUCCAGGUGCUGCGGGCGCGGGUGUCGGUGCUGGAGCAGAGCCCCGGGGCAGCGCAGCAGCAGCAGCAGCAGCAGCGGGCGCUGGAUGCCCGUGACCGUGGCCACCACCCCCUGGAGCAGCAGGUCGCGCUGCAGCAGGAGCAGGCAGCGCAGGAGCCCCGCCGCCACCCCAGCAGCAUUUAGGGCCGUCGGGGUGAGCAGAGACCGGUGCAACUCAGCUCACGGGUGAGGGCCCCGCUGGGCUCAGCAAACACCUGUGGAUUUUUUUUUCUCGACGUUCCCAAAUCCCACUCUUCUCCAAAAAAAAAAGCAUCGUGUUACCGCUGAGACAACACUAGCGUAUUUUUGAUACAGGGAGGGUUUUCCCCCUGUUUUUUCUACUGCAGUUUUUUUUAUAACCAGGGAUUGGAAUUAGGACUUUUUGUAGUCCUGGGUGCCACCUGCACACAACGGGAGCAGCAGGAGCGCCGCGGUACCCGAGCGAUCAGCUUCCAGUGCUGCCCCCGUGGUGGGAUGCUCAACGGCUCCUAACUUUUCCUAACACCUCUUUUUUUAACAAAAACUAGUUUGUGCCAGGUUUUUUUGCACAAGUCAUGCAGGACGGGGAUUGUUAUUUUUUUUCUACCACUAUUUUUGGAGAUAUUUUUUUUUAUUGGUGCUACUGGGGUCUGAAUUUGGAGCUUGAGCCAGCAGCAGGCGUGAGUGCGGCCCCAACCCUUGUCCAUCCCCUCUAACCCUCUAUUAAACGUGCAGAAACCCAAACGGGCAGCCUGUGGUGAAUUAUUUCGGAAUGGCAGCCUUUUGGUGGAGGUUCAGGACGCGUAACAAAUUAUUAUUAUUAUUUAUACCUCCUUGGGGGUGAGUUGCAGCGCUUUGCACAAGGGCUAAAGGGGAGAGUCUCAGCACCCCAUUUUGGGGCUCUGCUCCUUGUUUGGGGCACUGGGAAUUGUAUCGGGGAUAAAACCUGGGGCUCCUGCCCAUGUGGGCACUUACAAAGCGGUGGAAGUGAAAUGGGGGCUGGCUCAGAGGGAGCCCCACGCCCUGUAUGGGGGCUGGAUGAGCCCUACACGCUGUGUAAGAGCCCCACACCCCAUGUGAGGGCUCCGUGAGCCCUACACGCUGUGUAAGGCUGACACAACACUGUAAGAGCUACAGGUUGUAGGGGCACUGCACACUGAGAGCUGCACCCCGCUGUUUUUCUAUAGGAGAACUGGAGCAAGCCCCUAUACAGCACCCUUAAAGUUCAAGCUGCUCCCUAUAAGUGAACCAGAAACUAACCCCAAACAGCCUAAAAUACCCCAAAACCUCACAGCCCAGCUAAUACCAGCGCUGCCUCCCCUGUGCAGGGCUUGGGGACCAGCUUCGGGAUGGGGGCGGGGGGGAGGAAGAGGAUGAGGAAGCUCAUGGAGGGAGCAGGUGCCGGCGUCCCUGUCCCCAUCCCAUCCCCGAUGAUCCCAAAAGAUCAGGGACACA